GUAAAGAGUUUGGAAUUAUGAAAAAGACAUUAGAUUUAGUGAUUUUAACAGAAAGAUAUGACAAAUUAUAUGAAAUACAUCUUAGGCUUUCAAAAGAAAUAGAAAAAGAGCUCAUAGUGAAUAAUGAAGAAAGCAUUCUAGACAAUAAUUAUUCUAUUCAAAUUAUAACUACAAUUAACAAUCUAAUAGGCAUUAGUUCAAAGGAUAAUACAAAUCAAACUAAUUUCAAUGAAAGACUGAAUAUUCAAAGAGAUGAAUUAAUGGAUAUUACAAAUUUGGAAAUUAGGAACAUAACUUAUAAUUGUAGUGUUUGUGGUCAA
Messenger RNA from Scutellospora calospora, 320 nucleotides. The record is from the annotation of a GenBank genome assembly. NCBI's taxonomy places the organism in Eukaryota, Fungi, Glomeromycota, Glomeromycetes, Diversisporales, Gigasporaceae.